Messenger RNA from Penicilliopsis zonata CBS 506.65, 1080 nucleotides. RefSeq lists its product as hypothetical. Gene Ontology annotation, cellular component: cytosol. The transcript is spliced from 8 exons. The coding region runs from base 61 to 1080 and encodes 339 amino acids. The record is from RefSeq and is a predicted model, not a curated record. Gene Ontology annotation, molecular function: aldose reductase (NADPH) activity. Lineage: Eukaryota; Fungi; Ascomycota; Eurotiomycetes; Eurotiales; Aspergillaceae.
CCAGCUUCAGUCUCUCUCGGUCUUCUCUCUCUCAUCUCUCUUUGUGAUUGCCAAUUCGUCAUGUCUCUCGGAAAGAAGGUUACUCUCAACACUGGCGCCUCCCUCCCCCAGCUGGGGUUUGGGACCUGGCAGUCUGCCCCUGGGGAGGUUGGUGAGGCUGUCUACGAGGCUCUCAAGGCGGGAUACCGUCAUCUGGACUUUGCUACCAUCUACGAGAACCAGCGCGAGAUUGCCGCGGGGAUGAAGCGUGCCUUUGCUGAUAUCCCUGGUCUGAAGCGUGAGGACCUGUUUAUCCUAAUUCUCGAUAAGACCUCCAAGCUCUGGAACAGCCAGCACCACCCCGACGACGUUGAGCCUGCCCUUGAUGCCUGCCUGGAGGAGAUUGGUAUCGAGUACCUCGAUCUAUACCUCGUCCACUGGCCCAUUGCCUUCAAGCGGGGCGCCAACUACUUCCCCCUGAUCCAAGGUAGCACCGUGGAGGGCGGUGAUGUCGAGAUUGACGACGAUCUCUCUAUUGUCGACACCUGGAAGGCCAUGAUCAAGCUUCCCAAGAGCAAGACCCGCGCGGUCGGUGUUUCCAACCACAGCAUUGAGCAUAUCGAAGCUCUCAUCAACGCCACCGGGGUUGUCCCCGCGGUGAACCAGGUCGAGCGUCACCCGCUGGUGCCCAACCUGCCGCUGGUCAACUACUGCAAGGAGAAGGGCAUCCACAUCACGGCGUACUCGGCCUUUGGCAACAACGCCUUUGGCGAGCCGCUGAUCAUCAACCGCCCCGAAGUCAAGGCGAUCGCCGAGCAGGUCUCGCAGCGCACAGGCUCCCCCGUCAGCGCCGCCCAGGUCAUUCUCGCCUGGUCGCAGGUGGGCGGCCACUCGGUGAUUCCCAAGUCGGUGACCCCGUCGCGCAUCCGCGCCAAUUUUGAGGAGAUCGAGCUGCUGCCCACCGAGGUCGAGGCCGUCUCCGCCCUGGGCGCCCACCCGCGCCGCUUCAACGUCCCGUACAUUGCCAACAAGCCGCGCUGGGACAUCAACAUCUUCAACGACCCGGCCGAGGCGCCUGCCACGCACAAAAUUAUUUUCUAA